Megalobrama amblycephala (Wuchang bream) is the source of this 938-nucleotide messenger RNA. RefSeq names its product membrane-spanning 4-domains subfamily A member 8-like. Lineage: Eukaryota; Metazoa; Chordata; Actinopteri; Cypriniformes; Xenocyprididae. Gene Ontology annotation, cellular component: membrane. The record is from RefSeq and is a predicted model, not a curated record.
UUUUUUGUAGAAUUUUGAGGAAAAUAAUGACUUUAAUCGCUUUUGGAAUAAGGCUGUAACAUAACAAAAUGUGGAAAAAUUGAAGCACUGUGAAUACUUUCCAGAUGCACUGUACACGAUGUAAAUAGAAUCCAUAGUUAUUUUCACUUAAUACAAAUAGUCACUGCCAAAUUUUAUAUUGUUUUAGUUACUUUAUAAAUAUCUCUCUUGUCCUUCACAGACUGUCCAGAUAAUGAUUGGUCUGUUGACUCUCCUGUUGGGAAUUGUGUCUACAGUUCAUGCAGCAUCCAUCUUUGUCUUUAGUGGUAUUCCUUUGGGAUCUCUCAUCUACAUUGUCGCAGGCUCACUCUCCAUUGCUGCAGAAAACAAACUGAUUUCACCCUCCAGUUUGUGUUUGGUGAAAGGUUCACUUGGAAUGAACAUUUUCAGUACUUUAAUUGCAGGCACUUCCUUUAUCAUAAUUUCACUGGAUUUUGCUAUAGGGCCAUCGCCUUACUGCGACUAUUAUUAUGAUUGUUAUGAUGAUGAUGGAAAGUAUGAGACUCUCUUCUUUGGAAUCAGUAGUGUAUUACUGAUAUUCGCCUUCCUUGAGCUUAUCAUCUCCAUCUAUCUGUCAGCAUUUGCCUGUAAAGUCACCUGCUGCUGUUCUCCACAGGUUCCGUUUGUUCCACAAGUUAUAACUCAACAGCACUGUUGUUUUGGGCACAAUCACUUCCAUGAUCUUAACAAUUCCCAGAUAUCUGUGGUCAGCAACCCUUCAAUGCAUCACCUUCCUGCUGAAGUUCCUCCACAAUACACUGAAUUUAAAGAAUGAAUAUUAAAACAGAGUUGAGGUGGGACACAUGAGUUUCCCAAUGAUUUCCUGUCCAUUAUCUCUUAUCUUCUUUCAUUAAAAAGAGAACAUGGCAGCAAAGAAAAAAGUUAUCAGAUAAUAAUUA